Mangifera indica (mango) is the source of this 1938-nucleotide messenger RNA. Its product is annotated as bifunctional purple acid phosphatase 26-like. Gene Ontology annotation, molecular function: acid phosphatase activity; metal ion binding. Lineage: Eukaryota; Viridiplantae; Streptophyta; Magnoliopsida; Sapindales; Anacardiaceae. The transcript has 10 exons. Bases 196 to 1638 code for a protein of 480 amino acids. The record is from RefSeq and is a predicted model, not a curated record.
UACCCAACUUCCAGAUAAGAGGGAAUAUUCCUAUGCCACCAAACUAACAGUGAACAAAGACAAAUCAUUAUGUCUUCUAACCUGUUCAAUCUUAUCUAAGCGAAGACCAGUUGAUCAUCAAUCUUAUUUCCUUCUCUUCAAUGCUUUGAAGUUGAUUGAUUGAUCAAACGGAGAAAUCACGGGGGCGGUUAAAAAAUGAGGCAGCUGUACUUCUGGUUGUUCAAAGUAAUUUUAAUUUCAUAUGCAUCGUUGGGGAAUUGGAAAUGUGAGAGUGCAGGGAUUACAAGUGCUUUUCUUCGAUCAGAGUGGCCAUCCAUUGAUAUCCCUCUUGAUAAUGAAGCAUUUGCUGUUCCAAACGGUCAUAAUGCACCGCAACAAGUGCAUAUAACGCAAGGUGAUUAUAAUGGGAAGGCUGUCAUUAUUUCUUGGGUGACAGCUGAUGAACCAGCGCCCAGCAAAGUGCAGUAUGGCAAAUCAGAGAACAAAUAUGAUUUUUCUGCAGAGGGGACAAUGACAAACUACACCUUUUAUAAGUACAAGUCUGGCUAUAUACACCAAUGUCUGAUAGAUGGUCUUGAGUAUGAUACGAAGUACUAUUACAAGAUUGUGAGUGGUGAUGCUUCUCGGGAAUUUUGGUUUCAAACACCUCCGAAGAUUGAUCCAGAUGCUUCUUACAAAUUUGGAAUCAUUGGUGACUUGGGGCAGACAUAUAAUUCUCUAUCCACUCUUAAGCAUUACAUGCAGAGUGGAGGACAAACUGUGUUAUUUGUUGGUGAUCUUUCAUAUGCUGAUAGAUAUCAGUAUAAUGAUGUUGGCAUACGUUGGGAUUCAUGGGGUCGGUUUAUUGAGCAAAGUGCAGCAUAUCAGCCUUGGAUUUGGUCUGCUGGGAACCAUGAAAUAGAUUACAUGCCAUAUAUGGGUGAAACAACUCCAUUCAAAUCCUUUCUCCAUCGUUAUCCUACUCCUUACUUGGCCUCCAAAAGUAGUAAUCCUCUUUGGUAUGCAAUCAGACGUGCAUCUGCCCAUAUAAUUGCGUUAUCUAGCUACUCUCCAUUUGUAAAGUACACUCCACAAUGGAUCUGGCUCAAAGAUGAAUUUAAAAAGGUUGACAGGGAGAAGACACCUUGGCUGAUUGUUCUCAUGCAUGUCCCAAUCUACAACAGUAAUGAAGCACACUUCAUGGAAGGUGAAAGUAUGCGAGCAGUCUUUGAGAGUUGGUUCAUAAAAUAUAGAGUUGAUGUAGUCUUUGCUGGCCAUGUUCAUGCUUAUGAAAGAUCGUACCGAAUCUCAAAUGUAAAUUACAACGUAUCUAGUGGUGACCGUUAUCCUGUAGCAGACAAAUCUGCCCCCGUUUACAUUACUGUUGGGGAUGGAGGAAAUCAAGAAGGUCUAGCUGGAAGUUUUAGAGACCCACAACCAGAUUAUUCUGCAUUCCGUGAAGCCAGCUAUGGGCAUUCUACACUUGAGAUUAAGAACAGGACACAUGCAUUCUACCACUGGAACCGCAAUGAUGAUGGGAAAAAAGUGGCAACUGACUCGUUCAUAUUGCACAAUCAGUACUGGGCACGCAAUCUCAGAAGGAGAAAACUGAGGAAACAUUGUAUUAGGAGUGUUGUUGGCCAAAUGGCUAGUUACUGAUGAGACGUUGGGCAUCUCAGGCGUGAUAAAUUGGUAUCACUCAUCAAGGAGGAUAAAGCUGGAGAGAAAGAUUGAACCAUGACAUGUUUAAUUCUCAAAACUAUUAGUAUGUGUCAUUAUUGUCUAUAGAAUUGGUUAAAUGUACCAACUGUAUUGACCCAUUUGUAGAAAAAUAUCUAUCAGGUUGUUGUUCUAUUGAUUAUAUGUAUUGUUGCUGCUUACUGAUAGAACUGGUUGAAUGUACCAACUGUACUGACCUAUUUGGAAAAAUGAAUACAUUCAAGUUAUUGUUCUAUUGAA